Molecule: messenger RNA, 4137 nt
Organism: Bufo bufo (common toad)
Lineage: Eukaryota; Metazoa; Chordata; Amphibia; Anura; Bufonidae
Product: zinc finger protein 836-like
Exons: 4
Coding region: 109-3684 (1191 amino acids)
Biological process (GO): regulation of transcription by RNA polymerase II
Molecular function (GO): DNA-binding transcription factor activity; RNA polymerase II cis-regulatory region sequence-specific DNA binding
Source: RefSeq, a predicted model, not a curated record
UCUUCCAGGGCGGACGCAGGACUCCAUCUCCCAGCAUGCACCGGAGUUUUGCUCGCUCACUGCAGCCUGCAGGAAGUCCCUGCCACAGAGACUAUAAGGACAGCGGCCAUGGAGCAGGCUCCGGUGACAUUUGAGGACGUCGCCGUCUAUUUCACAAGGAGAGAAUGGGAGACGCUGAGUCAGGAGCAGAAGUCGCUGUACAAGGAGGUGAUGAACGAGAACUACCAGAUGAUCCUGUCACUGAACCGUCCGGACAUCAUACAGAGCAUUGAUCUAGGAUGUGAGCCGUACGUCCAGAGCCUCGGUGACUGCGACCACAAAGGUGUUUGGCAAGAGAAGAAUAUGAAGGAUGAAUCCUCAUUCCAGCCGAGCCGCAGUGACAUCACGAGCAGCAGAUGUGAGGCGCAGGUGAAGCGGCAGAGGCGCUAUCCCCGAGUGAACCCCUUCAGGUGGAUCAAGAAAGACAAGAAAAAGAAAAGCCGCAUUAGUCGAUCCGCGAAGAGAACUAAGGAGAAAAAGACACUGGGAGGAGAUGAUCUAAUGAAAGUCUCACCAGAGAGAAGACGCUGUGAUGUUUCCACCAGCAUCUCACAUGAGCCUGCCAGUAACCCGGAAGACAAGCCGCUCCUUGAUGAGCCCUGUGGGAUGAUGGGUGGGAGUAAAGAUCUCUGUUCUGAGGAGGAGGCAGCUGAUGAGACAGAAGCAGACCCUUCAGGAGAAGCCGUCAGCACACGCAAGAUACAGGAAGAUGUUUCAGAAGGAAGCAGCCUGACAAGACGUGCAAGGUUCGCAACAAAUGUGAAAAACUAUGAAAAACGUACCGAAGAUGCUCACUUACCAUCCAACGUGAAUGGUUUCCAGAAAGGAGAGGACUCGAGACUUCAUGGUGAUUCUGCCGAUUCCAAAGACAUUGCUGUAUGUGAGGCCUCCAAUUUUCUGAUGGAAGCCACCAGUGAGAGCCCCAGCAAGAAUGGAUCCCCGGAAACUGCAACUGGGAAGGAGGAAAAAAUGUCUCCAACCACAGAAAAAAAAGCAUCCCGCAAGAAAAGAGACAAACACGUGAAGUUCAACGAGGUGGUCACCAUGAUUCUGAUUAAGCAGCAGUCUGAAGAACGCUCCAGUAAAUGUCUGGAGAGUGGAGUGAAGCUGCAGAGCACAAGUCUUCCUGUUCUCAAGAAUGUGAAUGAUGACGACAAGAAUAGGAAAGUGGAGCAAUGCAGCACUGGACAUGACGUAGAAGAUAGAACAUCUCAGGGUCAGAAUUCCCUUCAUAGGAACGUAGAAGGAAGUAAGCGCACAAGAAAGAGACCGACUGGGUCAAGCUGCCGUCCAAGUACAAUGAAAUACAGCAAGAAGAGGAUUGUGGUCGGAACGGGAUCAGCCCCGCAAGCCUUAGAGCAGCCAAUGUCUCCAUCCAAAAAUACUGUAAGAGAAAGAAAUGAGCUGCACGGAGUAGAGGAUAAGAAGGUCUGGACCAUGAAUAGUGAAGGCAGGAAGGUGAACGCCUGCUCAGUACCACCACAGACAAACACUCCCCUAAACAACCAUGAGCAGAAGUUCAUUAAAUCUUAUUCCUGCUCCAACUGUGGUAAAAUCACCCACUGGUCGAAGCUCAGCAUAUAUCAGAAGGAGAAUAUAGAGAGGUCGAUCGCUCAUAUGUGCAGAACUUGUGGUCGUCGUCACAAGAGCAGCUGUCCUGCCACUGCUCCUGACCAGGCGAUUCAUCCACUCGCCCUCACCAGUCCUGGGGUUGAUGAAAUGUCUAAAGCAGCAGAUUACAGUAAGAAGAUUGCAGCCGAUUCCUCUGCUCCACCAAAUACAGAGAAAAGACGACACAAAGAUGAAAGGAAAGUGAAGACCACAGAAGAGUCGAAGCAUCUUGUCACUGCUAGUGAUCAGAGAACAGGAGCCAGCAGUGAUCAUUGCAGAAAGCCUCCACAAACCUCUGAAGAUGACAGCAAAUCCAAUGCAUGCCACCAGUACCGAAAUCCUGGAGCUGCACUGGAUGUGACGCUGAAGACUUUUACAGGAUCCUCCGUUAAGAGUACGUCCACUGCUAAUCAUUCACCUCUGGGUCUGGACUCCAGAAAGAACAGAAUUAUUAUAAAGGAUAAGAAUGUGGCCUCCAAAUCUCCUGCUGACCAGCCCAGGAAACCUGGAGACAACAGAGAACAUGAGGUUUGCACAAUAUGGAAAGAAUGUUCUAUAACAGAGGAAAGGAAUCAUCCAUUAAGGUCUGAUCAGCAGAAGAAAGUGACCAAGAGUUGUCCCAGCGUGCUCCAGAAGACUCAGAACUUUCCUCAGGCUGCUGUGAAGACACACUCUAUUAAUCUAAACAAUAUAAGGAACCCCAGGCGGAUCGUGGACCCUAUAAAGUCAAAAUUUGAUAAAGACUGCACUAAAUGUGGCAAGAGUCUGGCAAAGCAUGUUACCGUGAACAGUGAGAAUCCCGCUGAUGGUAGUGAGAAGAAUUGUGUUCUGCGUGUGAAGACAAAGUGUGAGCAACCACCAGAAGAUAGGGAGCCCUUCCAAUGUAAACAGUGCGGGAAAAUCUUCACCAAGAACCACACUAAACCCCCUGGAGAGCGCCCCUACUCCUGCAAGAAAUGUGGUAAAUCCUUCCAUGACAGUGGAAACAAUGAAGUUCACAUGAAGUUGCAAACUAAGGAGAAGAUGAAGAUAUUUACAGGGUCCUCAGCCGACAACGCUGCUGCUGAUACUUCAACUCCGGGUCUGGAUUCUAGUUAUAGCAGAACUGGCACUAAGGACAAGAAAAUGACUUUCAAAUCUUUUGCUGAGCUGCCUGGAAAGACUGACAGCAAAGAACAUGAGGAGGUCUGCAUGAUAUGCGGAGAUAGUUUUAUAGCAGAGCAAAAGAAUGAUCCAUUUGUCUCUGAUCAGCAGAAGAAACGAACCAAGGGUAGGCCCAGUGUGCUUGAGAACACCCAGGACCAUCCUCAGGCUCUUCUCAAGACGUGCUCUUCUUGUGUUUCCAAGAUAAGGAACCCCAGAAAGAUCGAGAACCCUGAGAAUCUGCAAUCUAAUAAAAACUGCUCUAAAUGGGGCAAGAGUGCAGCGGAGCAUGUGAAAGCAGAGAAUCCUGCUGAGGGUGGCAAGAAGAAUCAUGUUCUACGGUUGAAGAAGCGUAAGCAACCGUUGGAAGGGAUUGAGCCCUACCAGUGUAAACAGUGCGGGAAAACCUUCACCCGUCACUUCACUCUGCUGCAGCACCGCACCGUACACACCGGAGAGCGCCCCUACUCCUGCAAAGAAUGUGGUAAAGCCUUCCGGGAUGGUGGAUACCUUAAAGUUCACAUGAGAUUGCACACUAAGGAAAAACCCUACACUUGUUCAGAGUGUGGUAAGUGUUUUGGUCAGAACUCCACACUGAUGGUGCACUUGAGGACACAUACCGAUGAGAGACCAUUCCAAUGUAGCGAGUGCGGGAAGAGUUUUAGUGAUCGUUCCACCUUUCGGCACCACCAGAUGAUUCACACCGGGGAGAAGCCAUUUACAUGUUCUUUUUGUGGAAAGAAGUUCACGCAGCAGGCACACGUCAAGCGACAUGAGAAGAUGCACACCGGGGAGAGGCCGUUUGGAUGCACAAUGUGCGAGAAGAGAUUUAUUGACCGCACAAAGCUGAGGAAACAUGAGCUGACCCACAACCGAGAGCCCAAGAACUGACCCAGUCAUCAGGCCUGGAGGUCACCAUGUUGACCCCCGCUGUCUGCCCGCUUGUACUAUAAUAUGGCACUGCUGUGCUUCAAAGCAUUUUAUGGAGAUUUAUAUUUUUCUACUUAUUUAUAGGAUAAUUGUGGAUCUGUAGAAUCUACUGAACAUGUGAUCCAGGACAGGAUCCAGAGUCGCUUCUUAACUGCCAUUGUUAUUCCUGUGCUGACCAUUGUAUGUACUUGUUUACUCACAUUCUGGCCAAUACCACCCAGAGCUGUGGCCCUUUAGUGCCCCAUUGGAGUCUGGUGUAGGAUCCCUGCUGUCUGUAGUGGGUAAGGACCCUUAUACCUUCACACCGCUGGGAGCUAACAUCACUUUUAUACACAUACAGUUGCAAUCAGAAUGAUUCAACCCCCAUUUCAGACUAGGUUUAUCAGCCAAAUUUAUAAAAUUUGGGCCAACUGC